Molecule: messenger RNA, 2661 nt
Organism: Spinacia oleracea (spinach)
Lineage: Eukaryota; Viridiplantae; Streptophyta; Magnoliopsida; Caryophyllales; Amaranthaceae
Product: vacuolar-sorting receptor 1
Exons: 11
Coding region: 353-2230 (625 amino acids)
Molecular function (GO): calcium ion binding
Source: RefSeq, a predicted model, not a curated record
UGCCGCAUCAUCAAGCUUUCUUAACACACACCCAAAAUACAAAAAAAACAAAAAUAAAAAUAAAAAUACAUGAUCCAGACUACAAAGUUUGUUAAAUUCACACUCUUCCUUUCUUAAUAUCUUCAAAAACAAUUACAAAAUCCCUCUAUUACGCAUCAAUUUUCACCGCAAUCCAAUUCAGGAAACAAAAAAAGAAAGAACAAAGACAUCAAUUUUGACAAGUUUCCCCCUUCUAUGAUCCUGUAUUAGAUUAAAUCUCUUAAGUUACACCUUAAAUCUCCUAAUUAAUUUCUGGGUUUUCCUGGAACACUCAAAAUCACCCUUUUCCUUGAUCUGGGUAUUUAACUUUUUGAUGAUGGCGAAGAAAAACACACAACUUUUGUUGAUGAUAAGCUUGCUAAUCAUGACUAGUUCGUGUUUAGGGAGAUUUGUAGUGGAGAAAAACAGUUUAAAGGUGACAUCUCCAAGUAAUUUGAAAGGUGUUUAUGAAUGUGCAAUUGGGAAUUUUGGGGUCCCACAAUAUGGCGGUGCAAUGGGUGGAAUUGUGGCUUUCCCUAAAUCUAAUCAAAGGGGUUGUAAGCCAUUUUCUGAUGAUGAAAUUACCUUCAAACCUAAGCCUGGUGGAUUGCCUAUUUUUCUACUUGUUGAUCGUGGGGAAUGUUUUUUCACCUUGAAGGCGUGGCAUGCGCAGAAUGCUGGUGCCGCGGCUGUCCUGGUCGCUGAUGAUAGAAUUGAGCCUUUGAUUACUAUGGACACCCCUGAAGAAGGCACAUCUGAGGAAGAUUAUGUACGGAAUAUCACUGUUCCAUCAGCACUUAUUAGCAAGGAUUUUGGAGAUAGGCUUAAGAAGUCUUUAUCAAAAGGUGAUAUUGUGAAAAUCAACCUUGACUGGAGGGAGACAGUCCCACAUCCUGAUGAUCGAGUUGAAUAUGAAUUUUGGACUAAUAGCAAUGACGAAUGUGGGCCAAAGUGUGAUGCUCAGAUUGAUUUUGUAAAGAAUUUCAAAGGAGCUGCUCAGAUACUUGAAAAGGCUGGUUAUACUCAAUUCACACCUCGCUAUAUUACAUGGUAUUGCCCUGAAGCUUUUAUCUUAAGCAAGCAAUGCACGUCACAGUGCAUCAAUCAUGGGCGGUAUUGUGCUCCAGACCCUGAGCAGGAUUUCUCCGUAGGUUAUGAUGGUAAGGAUGUUGUGCUUCAGAACUUACGCCAAGCUUGCUUGUUUAAGGUAGCCAAGGAAAAUGGAAAACCGUGGCUUUGGUGGGACUAUGUUUCUGAUUUUGCAAUCCGCUGCCCUAUGAAAGAAAAGAAGUACACAAAAGAGUGUGCAGAUCGAGUAAUCAAAUCUCUUGACGUUGACAUCAAGAAAGUAGACGAAUGUAUUGGUGACCCCGAGGCUGAUGUGGAAAAUCCUGUACUGAAGACAGAGCAGGAGGCACAGAUUGGUCAUGGUGCUCGGGGAGAUGUGACAAUAUUGCCAACUCUUGUAGUUAAUAAUAGACAGUAUAGAGGUAAAUUGGUGAAGAAUGCUGUCCUCAAGGCCAUCUGUGCUGGUUUUGAAGAGACCACUGAACCUUCACUUUGUCUAACCCCAGAUGUAGAAACCAAUCAGUGCCUAGAAAACAAUGGUGGAUGCUGGGAAGACAAGGCUUCUAAUCUUACGGCAUGCAGGGAUACUUUCCGAGGCAGAGUCUGUGAAUGUCCUACGGUGCAAGGAGUCAAGUUUGUUGGUGAUGGCUAUGUUCAUUGUGAAGCAUCUGGGCAUUUACACUGUCAGAUCAACAAUGGAGGAUGUUGGAAGGAUACACGUGGUGGCAAGACAUAUUCUGCUUGUGUGGAUGAGCAGACUCAUGUAUGUAAAUGUCCUCCUGGGUUCAAGGGUGACGGUAUUCAUUGUGAAGAUGUGGAUGAGUGCAAGGAAAAAGUAGCCUGCCAAUGUCCAAAAUGCAACUGUAAGAACACUUGGGGAAGCUAUGAGUGCAGCUGUAGCAAUGGUUUGCUGUACAUGCAAGAACACGAUACAUGCAUAAGUAACGGUAGUGGAGGUUCUGGGUGGGGGUUUGCUUGGAUGUUUAUUCUGGCAUUGGGAGGAGCUGGAUUGGGCGUAUAUGCAUUUUACAAGUACAGGAUACGGAGGUACAUGGACUCGGAGAUACGUGCAAUCAUGGCUCAAUAUAUGCCUCUCGAUAAUCAAGUGGAGAUCACCACUCAUAUUCUCGGGGGAGAGAACUGAGAACUCGAGUCUUAAGUUAAAGGUUGGCGCCAAAAGAGGAGGGCUAACUCAAGAGUCAAGAUGUGUGAUUACUCUUCUGUUGAGUUGGGCAAAAGGAAGUUUUCCACUAGGCCUGUGUAUUUGUCCAUAAAAGGCUACAAAAUUUUCGGUAUAGUGGUCUAUUAUCCUGAGUAAUGUAGAUGGGAUGAUGAUGAUGAUGAUGAUGAUGAUGAUGUCUCCCGCUAUAAAUAAUUGUGCUUGUACAUAUCGAAUCUUGAAUAAGUGGUGGAGUUUUGAUUUCCUGUCCAUUUCAAGAAGCAAGCUAAUUACAUACAGGUAUCUUUUAGUAGCAUCAAUCACUUAAAUGUGGAUUGUAUACAUUUGGAGAAUCUGUUGGUCUUUCAUUUCUUGGAGGUUAUAAUGGCCAAUCAUUGUUUACUUGAUCGAACAAA